Messenger RNA from Culex quinquefasciatus (southern house mosquito), 1409 nucleotides. RefSeq lists its product as uncharacterized. Bases 96 to 1343 code for a protein of 415 amino acids. The transcript has a single exon. NCBI's taxonomy places the organism in Eukaryota, Metazoa, Arthropoda, Insecta, Diptera, Culicidae. The record is from RefSeq and is a predicted model, not a curated record.
AUCAAAACCACUGUAUCCGACCACUCACUCGCGAAACUUUGCUCAACAAUCUCCAACAAGCGCCGGAGACUCUCAGUACUGUCACGACCGGCGACAUGACGACGACUACACCUGCUCCCCCGCUCUACGUUCGCUCCAAGCUGGAGCAGAUCGUUCGCGAUGCGGGGUUUGUCGUGUUCCGGAUUGAGUACGAGCCCGGUUCCAAGCAGGGCGACGGAUUUAUCGGUCAAAUUUUGCGGGCUCGGAUCCGGGGGGAUCGUCGGAAGGCGGAGGAUGGCAGCGUGGAGAAGGGCAAGAAGUGGUCGCUGAUCUGCAAGUACUUGCUGGACGAUCCGGUGCUGCGGGAGAAGUUCAACUCGAUGGUGCUGUUUGAGCGGGAGGUGUUCGUGUACCGGGAGGUGCUGCCGGAGUUUGAGCGGUUCCAGCUGGAGCGGGGGUUGGUGCGUGGGGAUGGCGUUGGUUUUUGGAACUACUUGCGGUGUUACUGGGCUGGACACGACGAGGAGCGCGGUGAAUCGGUGUUGAUUCUGGAAGAUUUGGCCGAACGUCGGAUGGUGAUGAAGGACAAGUACGUUCCGACGGACUUUGAGCACACCCAGCCGCUGAUGGUGGCCCUGGGGAAGCUGAACGCGUGCUCAUUUGCAAUUAAGCAGCAGCGGCCGGAGGUAUUCGACAAGAUCCGCAAGCUGGACUACCUGAUGCACCUGGUAAUGUCAACGGAGCAGACGGCACCGCUGGCGGCGAGAAAUUGCAAACUCGCCGCAUCGCUCUUCACCGGUGCCCAGCGAGACCGGUUCCUCGCCCUGCAACACAACCUCUGGGAGAAGGCGCGCCAGCAGGUGGCCCCGGAAAACCUCGAACCGUACGCGGCCUUCAACCACGGCGACUGCUGGAUCAACAACGUCAUGUACGGCUACGAUGCCAGCUCCGGCGCCGUCAACGACCUGGUUCUGUUCGACUGGCAGAUGGCCAACUGUGGUCCACCGACGGUAGAUCUGCACUCGUUCGUCCACCUCUGCGGACGGGUUGAACUCCGGAGGGAGAAGCUGCCCACGCUGCUGGACGCGUUUUACGACGCCUUUGCCGGGACGUUCCGUCGGUUGGGCGGAGGGGAUCCGGAGCAAGUGCUACCCCGGGACGUGGUGCCGCGGUUGAUGAAUCGCUUUGGGGGACCCGUGUUUGCGAUGGGGGUUUUUGGGAUGCCAAUUUUGUGCCAGUUGCCGGAGGAAUUUUUCCAGGAGGACGAAGAGGGUCGGGGGAAGGAGCAGUACAGGGAGUCGUACGGGCGGUACGUUGAGAUGGUGAAAGAGUUUGCGGUUGAUAUGGUAGACGUAGAAUUUUAAUAAAGUCAAGCAUUAACAAUAGGGUUUGAAUUUAAAAAUCACCAAAAACUGGUUUUUUACCUUUUC